GUCGAAUGAUAUUGUGAAGAUGGUGUUGCCGUCUGUGGGUCUCGCCUCAUUGUUCGCAAGAAGCAGGACAUUCACGAAAUGGAGUUGUGGAAUAUCAAGGCGGUAUCUGUCAAGCUCGCCUCAGCAUGACCCUCUGCGUGUGCUCUUCUGUGGCGCGGAUGAUUUUAGCAUAUAUUCACUGAGGGCAUUGCACAAAAUCAAAACAGAGAACCCCGACAGGGUAGUCUCUAUUGACGUGGUUUGCAGAAAGGACAAGCGCGUUGGCCGAGGCUUGAAGCAGAUUCGCGAAGUCCCAAUCAAAAGUGUGGCGGGCACUGUGCUAGGUCUCAAUGUACACCAAAUUGACACAUUCACUGGCUGGACGCCGCCUCAACCUUUCAACCUGGUGGUCGCAGUUUCCUUUGGCUUGCUUGUCCCACCACGCAUUCUCAAUGCUGCAAAGUAUGGUGGUCUUAAUCNNUUGCCUGGUCCGGCACCACUGCAUCACACAUUACUGCGACGCCUUGGUAAAACUGGCGUCACUCUACAAACACUACAUCCCAAGCAUUUCGACCAGGGCAGAAUAAUUGAUCAAACUCCUUCUUCCGGGCUUUCUAUCCCAGAAGAAAAAUUAGCCACUCUGGACUCACUACUGGCUUGGAUUGGACCAAUCGGUGCUGGUAUGCUCUACAAAAACAUCAUGAAUGGCAGCUUCGCCACAGACACCGCAAUUAAGCCUGCAGCCAGCCGAAGCCUCAAGAACACAAGGAAUGAUUUGUUCGGUCAGCUGGAUGGAACAGCCGAGUAUCCUCGUCAUGCCAGAAAGAUCAUACCAGAAGACCGACACGUCAAUUUCCGCUGGCCGUCUUCCGAGAUACUUCUUAGAGACCGCGUGCUUGGCCGCCUGUUCGCAUCUGAUACAGGCCUUGCGCCGAAGAAGCGGAUUACCUUCCAUGGAUUCGAGGACACAACCGAUGCUUGCUGGGAACAAGUCCAAGCCAAGGGUCCGAUCCUCCGAAUGGGCAACCAUCCUCUCGACCCUGGUGCUAUCUCAAUGUUCAGACACGAUAGGGAGAAACGCAUAUUCUUCCGCACCAAGGAUGGUUGGGUUAGCCCGACAGAAGUCACCAUCGAGGGCAAUCCUAAACAGAAGGCAGCAAUCAUCUACGACAAAUUAAGGCAAACGAUGCCUGUAACUUGCUGC
Aureobasidium uvarum is the source of this 1183-nucleotide messenger RNA. NCBI's taxonomy places the organism in Eukaryota, Fungi, Ascomycota, Dothideomycetes, Dothideales, Saccotheciaceae. The record is from the annotation of a GenBank genome assembly.